ACCAUAAUCAUGUUCCGCUUGGGAUGCCUUGAUCUGUCCCACGAUGUGACAUUCAUAUAUGGUCCUUCAAAACUGAAGCUUUGCUCGUGGAUAGGUAGCAAAUGGAGUUUUAGAGCCUUGACGGCCUUGCUCCGCUAAGCACCGUCCUGGCAGCUCCAUUGAAAAGGCUGAAUCUGGGAAAGCAACCUUGUGGACUUCUCAACGAAUUUUCUAUUCCAAAGCUUGAACCUGCUUCUUACUACUAAUGUAUAUAAGCCCAUCUUCUGCCAGACUCUUCCCUCUUCCCUUGCUUCUUCUGUCAACUUCUCACAUCUGUGAUUUCAUCAAUUCUGUAGACCAUAACCUACGACAAACCUUCAAGAUGAAAAACAUUGCUUUCCUGGCCGGCAUCCUGCUGGUCUCCGUCGGCCCCUCCCUCAUCAACGCCGAUACCAUUUGGGGUCCGCGUCCGACAACCACAGCCGUGGCCGAGGACUCCUCCCUCAAGAAUAUCCCCCCUAUGUUGGUCCUCGAGAUCAUCAACAUGGAGAAGAAGAGGAAGGGGAAGGGGAACAAGACCACGACCGCAGUAAUAAGCGAGAAGACCAAUACUGCGAAGCCACCCCCUUCUCUGCCCAUCUUCGUAGAGACCCGCCACGAGAUCAUCAAGCCCAAGGCACCAAGGACCGCUGCGCUCAAGAGAGAUGCUCCUCAGCCUACUGCCCCCCUCCAGGCGCGCGAGAAGCGAAACGACGAGGCGGACGAGAACACCGGGUCCUCCUCCCUCUGCACGCACAACAAGUGCCCCAAGGAGAUGGAGGUUCCCCGCACCCUCGAGCCUAGACAGCAACAGGAUACGGACGACGCCGAGCCCUCCGCCGACGAGGAGGACGCCGACUCCUACAGAGACUGUCCCAAGAGGCGCUCGCGCAAGGCCAAAAUCGCGAGUAUGGCGGCCACCAAGACCCUCGAGCCCAGACAGCUGGUCGUCGAGACGGCCGCCGCCGAACCCUCCACCAGCGAGGACGCCGAUUCCUACCUCUGCACACACGAAGACUGCCCUCACAUGUUUGCGCGCCUGGUGAAGCCGUCGGCCACGAAGACCCUCGAGCCCAGGCAGCCGGUUGUGGAGACUGACUCUGCCGAGCCCUCCGCGGGCGAGGACGCCGAUUCUUCCCUCUGCACGCACGGAAGAUGUCCUCAUGAGCUUGGGCGCCUGGUCAAGCCGUGGGCCACCAAGACUCUUGAGCCCAGAAAGCUGUAUGUGCCGACUGGCACUGCCGAGCCUUCUGCGGACGAAGAGGAGGAGACGGAGGAGAAGGAUGAUGGGUACUACGCCAUGCCGCCCCCUUACACCCGUACCCGUCGCUUGAGGUGCAAGGGCAGACAUAGCAGCACCGUUUCCAGCACGGCGACGACUACUUCCUCCACCACUUCGUCGACCACUUCGUCUACCACCUCGUCUGCCACCUCGUCCAGCACCGGCACCGUUACUGUUACCGUCACGCCAACUUCCACGAGCAGCUCGAGCUCCUCUUCUUCCACCUCCUCCUCGACCUCCUCCACUUCCACCACGGCACCCGAUGACACUGUCACUCGCACGACUACCGUCACCGUGACCGCGGACCCGACCUACACCCCGACUUAUAUCCUGAACCCGUACCCUACGACCUUCCGCAAGGUCAGAGCUUAAACGCGGUUCUAUUGGAGUGUCAAAUAUGAGUGUUCAUUUGUUUGUCCCUAGGUGUAAUGAAGCCUAGGUUAAUGAGGAAAGUUAGGGUGUAUUCGGGUUUUUGUUUGCCAGAUCUUCAGGUGGGGCAGUCUAUUCGGCCUCAAGUACGCUUAGUGAGAUAGGUCAUAGUGAAUUCAAGUAUCGUUCAG
Molecule: messenger RNA, 1860 nt
Organism: Colletotrichum scovillei
Lineage: Eukaryota; Fungi; Ascomycota; Sordariomycetes; Glomerellales; Glomerellaceae
Exons: 1
Coding region: 245-1672 (475 amino acids)
Source: RefSeq, a predicted model, not a curated record